ACAUGUGAUACAGUUGAUAUACUUGCCUCUUAGUCAUAUUCCCCCUGUUUUGAGACUUUUCAAGGGUUUAUCCUUUCCUUUCAACGACGUCAAUGCUUCCAUCGUUUGAAAAGAGACCGUAUUUGUUUUCAAAGCGAGAUACAAAUCCGAACUGGCGAGAAUUAAGUGCAGUUAAGAAUGUCAUCAACGUUACAGACGUCGAGUGUUCAGUAACCGAGCGUGAACGCGCUAAAAACACUAAAUCGCGAUUACAUUCUCGAUCAAGUCAUAGACGCGAUAGCCUUCCUACGAUAAAAGAACCGUCAGCCCCAGAUUUAACACGAACUUCGACACCAAGCACAGCAGCUGUAAGCGAUGAAGGCGGUCAGUUGCUUGGAUCGAAAAACGAAAACGUCCGUUUGUGCAUCAAACGAUGGAGGAAAAUGGGCCUGAGCAGAUCGAAUGCGUCUACCUUUCAUUUCGAGCCCCUGCAGAGUUUCAAAAAAUUAGCAAGAAUAGUGCUGAUUGUGAUUAGACUUGGAAAUGCUCUUAAAAGUGACCCCAAAGCCAUUUUCCGCGAGGAUGGAAUUUCUAAGUCGUUACUGGAGAUCAUGGAAGGCUACAUGACAACAAGAGAAAAACACUUAAAGGGUGACAAUAAACAGAACAUUCCUGGUUUCUCUACUGCUGCUCUUGUGUUUGACCCAAAACAAUUCAAGGCCAAUAAAGAGGUAAAGAUUAGCAAGGAAGUCAAACAGUUGUUAACCACCCGGCCAGAUGUGCGCACAAGCGACCAACUUCAAACUGUGUUGUACGCUCUUCAAACCUUGGAAUCUUUCUCUGAGCUCCCUCUCCAUAUGCAACAAGAUGUGUGCAAAGUUGCCUGGUUACAAAGCCUUCCCCCGAAUAAAGUAAUUAUAAAACAAGAUCACGUGGCCGAAAACUUUUAUUUCAUCAUCAAUGGAACGGUAACUGUGCUAUCCGAAAAUGAU
This is a messenger RNA of Pocillopora damicornis (cauliflower coral), 971 nucleotides long. RefSeq names its product cyclic nucleotide-binding domain-containing protein 2. NCBI's taxonomy places the organism in Eukaryota, Metazoa, Cnidaria, Anthozoa, Scleractinia, Pocilloporidae. The record is from RefSeq and is a predicted model, not a curated record.